GCGGCGCAGUGCGAAUAGAAUCCUAAACCAAAGCACGGGAUUUUGAAUAUUUCCAUUGUAAGCAGUUCUAUUAGGGCUUUGUCUGCUGAAAGCCAUGUUCAAGGAUUAAAUGUCUCUCGUAUCUCUGAUGAGUUGGAUAAUAUAAACACUAUUUACUUUUCAAGCCUUAUUUUCAUUGCAGGUUAUAACCAUGGCAGUCACUAUAAAUACUGAGUUGGAUCCUGUCUUUUUGAAGGCACUUGGAUACCUCCACUCAAAGAGCAAGGACUCUGCUGAAAAACUGAAGGCAUUGCUAGAUGAGUCACUGUGCAAAGGCAACGACUCUGUCUACCGUCCUCAACCGAAGGAAAUGGAGCAGCCCAAAGCAAUGUUAUCUAAAGUUAAGCCUGAAACAAAGGCCUCUAGCAGCACUCCAUCAAGCAGUAUGCUAAGCAAACCACUGACUUCAGAGAAGUUAAAGAAGGAGGCUGAGAAGAGAUCUGCUGAUAAGAUGAAAGUGGAAAUCAGUGAUGUUAUGGAUAUUCCAAAGAAGCCUCGUAUAGAGAAGACAGAAGCUCGUUCUUCCCCUGUCACAGUACAGUUAAGCAAGGAUUUGCCUGUGCCAGAUCUCUCAAGCUUUGACGAGACCAGUGCUGAUGAUUUUGCCAUGGAGAUGGGGUUGGCUUGUGUUGUUUGUCGACAAAUGACUGUGUUCUCCGGCAAUCAGCUGGUUGAAUGCCAGGAGUGCCACAAUCUGUACCAUCAGGACUGCCACAAACCACAGGUCACAGAUAAAGAUGUGAAUGACCCACGGUUGGUGUGGUAUUGUGCUCGCUGCACAAGGCAAAUGAAAAGAAUGGCACAAAAGAAUCAGAAACCCUCACAGAAGCCAUCCCCAUCAGCUGUAUCUGCAGUGACACCUGUAGCAAAGGAUCCCUCUGUUAAUAAACCUGAGCUGAAAGCUAAGCCCGAUUCUGCAAAUACAUUCUUAGCUUUCAAGAGAGCAGAAGUUAAGGCCUCUUCAGCAGUUUCAUCAAGUUCUUCAAAUUCUGGUGUAUCAUCCUCCUCUGCCAGUGGCCUGACAGGUUGGGCUGCAUUUGGAGCUAAGACAGCCAACGCUGUGCCCGUGUUAGGCAAACUAGGAACAAGCUCCCAGGCAACCAGUGGAAAGCCUCCAUCACUUUCCUCAGUGCAGAAAACUGGAGCAGCACCAGGCCUUGCGCCUUCUAAACCAGGAUCAAUAUCUAAAAGUGGUUCUGGGGGAAGCAGCAGCAGCAGCACAAUACCUAUAAAGCCAUUGCCACCACUCAUACUGGGGAAAACAGGACUCAGUCGUUCUAUGAGCAGUGACAAUGUCAGUAAGACAGGACUCCCUAGUCCUAACCCAUCAUCCGCUGGAAGCGUAAGCAGUCUUAGUAGCCAGCUAGGAAGUAACAACGGAAGCAGUAGUGCUGCAGGAAGCAACGUGACCUCUAGCAACAAGGUGGCUGUGGAUCCCAGCAUGCAGCUGUCUGGAGCAAAAGGUCCAACCUCACAGGAGUCCCAGCUAAAUGCCAUGAAACGUCUACAAAUGGUUAAAAAGAAAGCAGCACAGAAAAAGCUGAAAAAGUAACUUUUCUUUUUGAGCACACUACUGUGAGUGCAGGAAGGAUGGAUUUCUAAUCCAGUGACUUUCAAAUUAUCCUUUUGAAAAGUGAGAGAAAAGUAAUAUUCCCGGGACAUUAGCCUAAUCUCUGUUUCUAUGUAACUAACUUGUAAAUAAAACCAGUUAUGUUGAGGUUGGAC
This is a messenger RNA of Xenopus tropicalis (tropical clawed frog), 1764 nucleotides long. It is a transcript of the gene ints12, whose product is annotated as integrator complex subunit 12. Bases 191 to 1591 code for a protein of 466 amino acids. The record is from RefSeq and is a predicted model, not a curated record. Gene Ontology annotation, biological process: snRNA processing; RNA polymerase II transcription initiation surveillance. The transcript has 8 exons. NCBI's taxonomy places the organism in Eukaryota, Metazoa, Chordata, Amphibia, Anura, Pipidae. Gene Ontology annotation, cellular component: integrator complex; nucleus; INTAC complex.